CGUCUGGAGUUUCCGAAGCCUGCCAGCAAUCCACACCUACAGUGAGCUAUGCAUCACAGGUGUGUACAGCAGGAACGAGUGACAAUACCAUUCAGGCUUUCAAUCUCAAUCAACUACAAGCAACUGUCACUUCAAUGACGAUGAGUCUUUCUCUCAGCAAGAGCUCGACGGAUACUCAUUUCUACUUUGUUGAUAUGUAUACUUCCGAGACUUUGAAACCAACAGGCACAGCUUCCACUGUGGAUUCGAGUCCAUCAGGUUACUUGAGUCUCAUUAGGUCAAAGCCGCCAUUUUGCGUCAAUGUUAUAAACAGCACCUGCACUUCCCUCUAUGCAGCAUCUCAACAAUGCUGGAGCGAAGCAUUCCCACCUGGACCACAAAUGUGUCUUUGCAAUAGCCUCUCGCUUAUGAACUGCACACAAAUCUGUCAAUCAACUCCAGAUGACCGUGUUUCAUACUACGAUUGGGCCAUAGAGCUUUGCAAAGACUACACCAGACCACUCAACAGCUCAAUAAAUGCAACAUUUGUGUCAAUAUGGCCUGAAGUCCAGGACCGAUCCUACUCGAUCUUGCAAGAUCUGUACCCAUUCGCGUGGAGACUCUCUCCGACCGACAACAAGAAGCUUUCCCAGUGUCCAAGCAAAGCACUGAAUCUCGCAUCUUUCGCUAUCAACAACGCCAUUGUUGGUGUGGGAACUUGGUUCCUAGGCAGACGAAAAUUGAUCAAACGGUUGGCUAGCGGUCUGAGAUGGUUCACUAAAGCGGCCUAUGGAGUAGCAGGCUCGAAGUCAUGGCCCGCCAUCUCGAUAAUUGUCGUUGCCAUUAAUGUGUUUGCAAACUUUAUCAACGCCGUAUUAGCUAAACGGACAGCUGGAUUUUCAAGCCCGGAUAUCGGUACCCUUAUCCGUCUGUGGGCCACGAGACCUCGACUGGCAUUUAUUGCCACUGCUAUUUCUCCCGUUCAAAAGGAGCAAAGCAUGUACAUUUCGGCUGGAGUUUCAACUCUAUUGUCCGAAGUCAUGUUGCAAACAAUUGGAGGGGUUGUUUUUAUACAAGUUAUCAGCUUCUUUACCACGCGGGGUUACCUCCAAGUCAAAGCUCUUCAAUACGUUUUUGGCAGUUGGUCGGCUAUGCUGGUGUACUCAAGCGCUUUGAUCUGGGUCAUUUCCAUUUCAUUCUUCUACAUUUACGUGGUGUGGAAGUAUUUAAUUGGUGCCCGGGUUUCUACUUUAGUGUUCCUAGCUCUUUGGAAUUUUCUGAAGUCUUACAGCGAAAUAUCUUGGAAUACUUUGAAGUAUACACUCGAGAAGAUUGUCGAUCUCAUCCAGAGAUGCUUCCGAGCCCACUCAGAUUUGAAUACGGAAGAAGAAGGGUACUCAAUGGAUGAUCUCGGAGAAGUUCAAGCACAGCCUUACCAAACAAAGGGUUGGGUGGGGUGGCUUGAGCAAAUGGGUCUAGGUGGGGAUGUCUUGAAGACGGUAUCACAAGCGUACAUAGUCUUGUUGCUUCCAUACAUAUCGCAAUGGCUGUUCUGGAUUGGGUUUGUUGAGUUGUAUCGCGAUCGGUACUGCGUACCGGUUUUAUGGCAGAUGACUUUGGUCUGGAGUGUUUUUGAUCUGAUUUGUAUACUUCUGAGUGCAACCCAUUGAAUUUACGUCGUUAUACCCCUCAUUGCGAUGAACAAACUUAGUUUUGAAUGAAAAAUUGGGUUCGUAGACCCUAAUAUGGUGGAAGUAAGGAUUUUAUAGCAUGCAGAUAGCACUGCAAAAGUCCGUGAGGCGUGGAAUUGUGUUGCCAAUUAUUACUAUAUUUCUACAAUCGAGUGAAGUUACCCGUUUCUUUCAAACAGGACACAAACAAAGCCAAGCAUAA
Messenger RNA from Mollisia scopiformis, 1872 nucleotides. RefSeq lists its product as uncharacterized. Lineage: Eukaryota; Fungi; Ascomycota; Leotiomycetes; Helotiales; Mollisiaceae. The coding region runs from base 135 to 1649 and encodes 504 amino acids. The transcript has 4 exons. The record is from RefSeq and is a predicted model, not a curated record.